GCGAAUUGUAUCAAGUAGCAAUCAUCCGUUCAGUGUGAUUCACAUUAUUUAAAACACGCAUAUCAGUGAAGUUAAUGCAAAUAAUCCAUGAUAUCGUGUUGCUUUACAACGCUUGUAAAAUUAUCGGUUAAUUAGCCAGUUUGAAAGCUGAUUUAGUUGGUCGUGCGCGAUAUGCGCGCACAAGAGAGAGGUCACACAUUAUUCUGUUCGGUACGAACCUGCACCCUUCUGAAUAUAAUUAUAAUCCCCCGCUUGACAGUACUUCCGCGCUCGCGAUACAACAUGCGAGAUAAAACAAGAGAAACUAGGCCAAGCGAAAGGGUACCAGCGUCUUAUCGUGAUACCGCCAGGAUUUAAAAAGGAGUCUCCACCCUGCGGCACCAGUGAUUUAACUGCUGCGACUGUCGUUCGUAAUUCUAAUGUGAGGCCCGCACGAUUCACGAUCGAUUUUCCUUGCUCUUACUGAUAUUAAAUAUCCACAAAAUGUUACGGAAUUUAGUGUCGAAACAAAUCUUUGUUCUUGUCACAUUGUGGUAUUCUGUAUACUCGCAACAAUGGGAAAGUGGUUUGCGUCAAAGAUACGACGGUUACGGAGAGGAUUGGAUAUUCAUGCCAGACGGUAACGGGCAGCCCCAAGUAGCAGUGUUAAGGCUUGGAGACGGCGAAAAGAGAGGCAUAUUAGACAGUUCGGAAAUAGCUUACAUAAUUUACACUCGAUCUCAUCCGGAAAAAGGCAUACGAGUGACUCUAAAUGACACCACGAAUCUCGCUAGCUCUGACUUCAAGUCCUCACGAAAAACGAAGUUUAUAACGCAUGGAUGGAAAUCGAACGCUCUGAGUACCGGGCUUUUGAAUAUGAAGGAAGCUUUUCUCACUCACGGUGAUUACAAUGUCAUUCUUGUGGAUUGGGAACCCUUGGCCGCGAGUACAUUUUAUCUGGGACCGAUGCAUAAUACAGCAAGAGUUGGGACUGACGCCGCAAACUUUAUAGACUUCUUAGUGAGAGAGACUGGACUGAAGUUGGAAGACGUUCAUUUUAUUGGUCAUUCCCUUGGGGCACACGUGGCUGGGAAUGCGGGCGGUGCGAUGACUUCCGGGAAAUUGAGCAGAGUGACGGGUUUAGAUCCAGCAUUGCCGGGAUUUCACAUGCUCGCCUCCGAGAAAACUCGAUUAGAUCCUACGGACGCAGUAUUUGUCGACGUCAUACAUUCCUGUGGAGGUGUAUUAGGCUUUCUUCAACCCCUUGGAAAAGCAGACUUUUAUCCGAAUGCUGGUACGGCGAUUCAGCCCGGAUGUUGUUGUGUCCCUGAGAUAAUGGAGGCUUGUAGUCAUGGACGGUCGUACGUAUACUUUACGGAAAGUAUAAAUUCAAAAACGGGGCUGCCGGCUAGGAAAUGUGACAGCUGGAAUUCAUACAUGAAUGGAAACUGCGCUAAUUCGCAGAUAGUGCUCAUGGGAGAGCAUGUUGAUCGAACUGCCGAGGGUCUAUUCUUUCUUAGAACGAGAUCGGACCCGCCUUACGCGUAUAUACCGGAAGUAACUAACAAUAGUUUGUCUACGUAAAAAUGAUACAGUAUAUCUUUUCAAAAUGUAUAUCUAGAAAUAAUUCCCGUUACCUUGAAUCCCGUUUACUGACAGAAGCAAGAACAGCAAAUAUAAAAUAUCUAGCUUUAAUAAAUAGUAAUUACAUUAUCAUACACAUGACUGAGAUAUAAUAAACGUAGCAACGAAUCAA
Messenger RNA from Solenopsis invicta (red fire ant), 1735 nucleotides. Its product is annotated as pancreatic triacylglycerol lipase. The record is from RefSeq and is a predicted model, not a curated record. The transcript has 5 exons. NCBI's taxonomy places the organism in Eukaryota, Metazoa, Arthropoda, Insecta, Hymenoptera, Formicidae. Bases 484 to 1563 code for a protein of 359 amino acids. Gene Ontology annotation, molecular function: lipase activity. Gene Ontology annotation, biological process: lipid metabolic process.